Messenger RNA from Oncorhynchus keta (chum salmon), 1052 nucleotides. RefSeq names its product chibby homolog 1 (Drosophila) (gene cby1). The transcript has 5 exons. NCBI's taxonomy places the organism in Eukaryota, Metazoa, Chordata, Actinopteri, Salmoniformes, Salmonidae. The record is from RefSeq and is a predicted model, not a curated record. The coding region runs from base 304 to 681 and encodes 125 amino acids.
UUUACAUUAUUACAAGGAUCAAACCUAGACUUUGUCAUAUUAUAUAGAAUCGAAUUGUAUGUAGUUAAAGUAAAAAAUCAUAACAUUGUAACAUUAUUUGAUAUCAUCCAACUCAAAUGCUGUGCUGCCAUUUGUAGAUUCUUCCAUUAUUACCCGGUUGGGGCAAAAUGGAUCUUGCGCAGUAACCUGCAUGUGUGUAAAAAGCAGGUAAAAAUAACCUAGCUGGGCGAAAAAGGGAAGGGAAGCCUCUGCUAACCAAUUGAUAAGGAAUAAGAGCUAUUUAUAACGCCGCUGAUUAAGAAGAUGCCGUUUUUUGGAAACACCUUCAGUCCAAAGAAAACCCCUCCUCGCAAAUCUGUUUCUCUCUCCAAUCUGCACACGUUGGAUCGGUCUACGAGAGAAAUAGAGUUGGGUCUUGAAUAUGGAGCCCCUGUAAUGAACAUCGGGGGGCAGAGCUUGAAAUUUGAAGAGGGACAAUGGAUUGCAGAGUCUGGAGGGAAUGCAUCAGGGAAGGAGGUGCAGAGACUAAAAAAGAGGAACUUACAGCUUGAAGAGGAGAACAACCUACUGAGGCUGAAGAUUGACCUCCUGUUGGACAUGUUGUCAGAAACCACUGCAGAGUCUCACCUGAUGGAGAAGGAACUGGAGGAGGUGAAAAAUCACAGCCGAAGGAAGAAGUGAUGAAUAGAAAACUGAAGACUGGUUUCCCAGUGACACUUGAAAAGGAAUUCAUUAAGGGGAUAGAUGAGGGAUGGUGAUGGAUGGCAGUGUUAGUGACCAACUGUGCUGUAAAAUUAGACUGUUACACAUUCUAUACGUUAUAUGGAUUUUAAAUUGUUGAAGGUAUGAGAGUUUAAAUGUGCCCUAUCCUUUUAUAAAAAUGAAUUUCUUUGAUUUAUUAAUUUUUGUAAGCAUUAUCGUAUCAGUGCUGACCUAUUUUAGAAUACUAUGAUUUAUAUUCAACGUCCUGUGUGUGUAUGGGUUUGGCAGCUGUGUGUAUUAGAAUAUUUGUUUUCAUAUCCUUUCUACUUCAUUAAAAGGUUUUAACUACA